AUGGAGGAUCCCAUCCAGCUGAAAGAGGAAGGCAAUAAAUAUUUUCAGGCCAGUGACUAUGAGAAAGCCCUUCAAAGCUACACUCAAGCCAUAAAGCUCAACAAGGACAAGGCGCUGCAGGCGGUGCUGUACAGGAACAGGGCAGCCUGCUUCCUCAAAAAGGAGCAAUAUGCCAAGGCAGCUUCAGAUGCAUCUAGAGCUAUUGACAUCAAUGCCUCAGAUAUCAAAGCCUUGUACCGGCGCAGCCAAGCCCUGGAAAAACUGGGCAAGUUAGACCAAGCAUUCAAAGAUGCUCAGAAAUGUGCCACCCUUGAACCACACAACAAAAACUUCCAGGAGACCUUGAGGAGACUGGGGGCCAACAUCCAGGAGAAGCUACGCAUUCAGUUCUCCACAGACUCGAGGGUGCAGAAGAUGUUUGAGAUCCUGCUGGAUGAGAACAGUGACAAAGAAAAGCGGGAAAAGGCUGCAAACAACCUCAUAGUCCUGGGCCGGGAGGAAGCAGGUGCUGAGAGGAUUUUCCAGAAUAAUGGGGUCAACUUGCUGCUGCAGCUGAUAGAAACCAAAAAUCCUGAGCUGAUCCUGGCAGCCGUGAGGACACUUUCAGGAAUGUGCACAGGACAUAAGGCUCGGGCCACUGCCAUUCUCCAUUACCUGGGCAUCGACAGCAUCUGCAUGUGGAUGUCAGUGGACAAUGAAGAAAUCUCCCUGGCUGUCUGCAACCUCCUGCAGACCAUCACUGACUGCCUGCUGGGCCAGGGGAAGGAGGAGCACCACGGCAAGGAGGAGGCUCUAGUGCUAGACACUAAGAAGGAUUUGAAGAUGAUCACAAUGCGUUUGCUGGAUAUGCUGGUCAGUAAGAAAGUGUCUGGACAAGGGCGAGACCGAGCCCUGAACCUCCUCAACAAGAACAUACCAAGGAAGGACCUGAAAGACCUUGACAACAGCAGGAGCAUCUUUGUCAUCGACAAUGGCUUAAAAAAGAUACUGAAAGUGGUGGGCCAGAUUCCUGAGAUGCCUGACUGCCUGCCACUGACAGAGAACACCCAGCUGACUGCCUCUGUGCUCCUAAGUAAGCUCUACGAUGACCUGCGCUGCGACCCGGAGCGCGACAACUACCGGCUGAUCUGCGAGGACUACAUCAAGAGCAAAAUUGACCCACAAGACAUGGAUAAGACACUGCAUGCUGUCCAGAUCGUGUCUGGAGUUCUGCAAGGCCCCUUUGACUUGGGCAACAAGCUGCUUGGCAUGAAGGGAGUGAUGGAGAUGAUGGUUGCCCUGUGUGGGUCUGAGAGGGAGAUUGACCAGCUGGUGGCUGUGGAAGCUCUCAUCCACGCCUCCACCAAGCUGAGCCGAGCCACCUUCAUCAUCACCAACGGGGUGACACUCCUGAAGGAGAUCUACAAGAAGACCAAGAAUGAGAAGAUCAAAAUCCGAGCUCUGGUGGGUCUGUGCAAGCUGGGCUCAGCAGGAGGCACAGACUAUGGCCUGCGGCAGUUCGCUGAGGGCUCCACUGAGAAGUUGGCCAAGCAGUGCCGAAAGUGGUUGUGCAACACCAGCAUUGAUGCCCGCACCAGGAAAUGGGCUGUGGAAGGGCUCUCCUACCUCACCCUCGAUGCAGAUGUGAAAGAUGACUUUGUUGAAGACGAGCCAGCCCUGAAAGCUAUGUUUGAUUUAGCCAAGGCAAGUGACAAGACAAUCUUGUAUUCUGUGGCUUCUGCACUGGUGAACUGUACCAAUAGCUAUGAUACCAAGGAGCUGGUCCCAGAGCUGGUGCAGCUGGCAAAAUUCUCCAAGCAGCACGUGCCUGAGGAGCAUCCAAAGGACAAGAAGGAUUUUGUGGUGAAGCGGGUGAAGCGGCUGCUGAAGGCCGGCGUUGUCUCUGCCUUGGCCUGCAUGGUGAAGGCUGACAGUGCCAUUCUGACAGACCAGAGCAAGGAGCUCAUUGCCAGGGUGUUUCUUGCCUUGUGUGAAGACCCCAAGGACCGCGGGACCAUUGUGGCUCAAGGUGGUGGGAAGGCACUGAUACCUCUGGCUGUGGAAGGCACAGAUGUUGGCAAGAUAAAGGCUUCUCAUGCUCUGGCAAAAAUCGCUGCUAUCUCCAAUCCAGACAUUGCAUUCCCAGGGGAGAGGGUGUAUGAGGUGGUGAGGCCCCUGGUCAGCCUGCUGAACACAGAGAGAGAUGGCCUCCAGAACUACGAGGCUCUGUUAGGUCUCACAAACUUUUCAGGAAGAAGUGAUAAACUUAGGUUGAAAAUAGUCAAAGAGAAGGCCCUGCCAGAUAUCGAAAACUACAUGUUUGAGAACCACGACCAACUUCGACAGGCAGCCACAGAGUGCAUGUGCAACCUGGUGGUGAACAAGGAGGUUCAAGAUCGGUUUGUGGCUGACGGCAAUGACCGGCUGAAGUUGGUGGUGUUGCUGUGUGGUGAGGAUGAUGAGAAGGUUCAGGUUGCAGCAGCAGGAGCCCUGGCCAUGCUUACAGCAGCACAAAAGAAACUCUGCUCAAAGAUGACUCAAGUGACCACCCAGUGGCUUGAGAUCCUGCAGAGGCUCUGCUUGCAUGACAACAUGGAGAUCCAGCACCGAGGACUGGUCAUUGCUUUCAACCUAAUCAGCUCUGACAAAGAGCUGGCAAAGAAGCUGGUGGAGUCGGAGCUCCUGGAGAUCCUGACCUACGUGGGGAAGCAGGAGGAUCACCCCAAGAAGCAGCACAUCAUUAAUGUGGCUCGUGAUUGCCUCACCAAGUGCAUGGAUUAUGAGCUGAUCAAACCUCUCUCUCGGGCGUGAGGGACUGAAAAGCACCAAAAAAAGGCUGAGUGUGGGGGGAAAAAACAGAAAUACAGAAAAGUGAGAGCCAUGAGGAGAAUCUAGUGCCAUUGUCAAGGCACUGAAUAGUUUGGGGACAGCUUUGGAGGAUCAUAAGCUGUAUGAGGAAAGAGGGAAUUUGCUGGAAAUUUGGGAAGUGUCCAUCUGAGUGAUUCCCAGAUGGUGUAAAUCCUUUCUCUGCCCCCAUUCAGCUGAUAAUGAUGAAAGCUUCAAGGCCCAGCUGUAAAGGAGUUGGUUGUGUUGGAAAUGUGUCAGGAGGCUCUUUAGAAGGAAAUUCAACAAAGCUGAAAUCAGUUCUGCAUCCACCUCCAGCUCCUGGUACUUGUGGAAUUCCCAGCAAUGGUGGAACAGGGAGGGUUAAGUGCCUUCUAUUCUGUAGUCAGAAAAUAGGAUUUUAGCUGUGUGCCUUUUUGUUCAUUUAUUGGAAGUUGUGUGCCAAAG
Catharus ustulatus (Swainson's thrush) is the source of this 3270-nucleotide messenger RNA. RefSeq names its product unc-45 myosin chaperone B (gene UNC45B). The transcript is spliced from 19 exons. Gene Ontology annotation, molecular function: Hsp90 protein binding. The record is from RefSeq and is a predicted model, not a curated record. NCBI's taxonomy places the organism in Eukaryota, Metazoa, Chordata, Aves, Passeriformes, Turdidae. The coding region runs from base 1 to 2790 and encodes 929 amino acids.